Messenger RNA from Galeopterus variegatus (Sunda flying lemur), 2100 nucleotides. Its product is annotated as rab-3A-interacting protein. The coding region runs from base 16 to 837 and encodes 273 amino acids. The transcript is spliced from 8 exons. Gene Ontology annotation, biological process: exocytosis. Gene Ontology annotation, molecular function: guanyl-nucleotide exchange factor activity. Gene Ontology annotation, cellular component: Golgi to plasma membrane transport vesicle. The record is from RefSeq and is a predicted model, not a curated record. Lineage: Eukaryota; Metazoa; Chordata; Mammalia; Dermoptera; Cynocephalidae.
CAGGAAGCCCAUAAGAUGGUGAGAGAAGCAAAUGUCAAGCAGGCAACAGCAGAAAAACAGCUAAAAGAAGCACAAGGAAAAAUUGACGUACUUCAAGCUGAAGUAGCUGCACUGAAGACACUUGUAUUGUCCAGUUCUCCAACAUCACCUACGCAAGAGCCCCUGCCAGGUGGAAAGACACCUUUUAAAAAAGGGCAUACAAGAAAUAAAAGCACAAGCAGUGCUAUGGGUGUCAGUCAUCAGGACCUCAGUGUGAUACAGCCAAUUGUAAAAGACUGCAAAGAGGGAUUCUUCACUUCCAUUGUCUACCUGGCUGACCUUGGAGUAUCUGCUGGAAACUUGGCUGAUUUAUCUUUGUAUAAUGAAUUCAGAUCUUGGAAGGAUGAGCCCACCAUGGACAGAACAUGUCCUUUCUUAGACAAAAUCUAUCAGGAAGAUAUAUUUCCAUGUUUAACAUUCUCAAAAAGUGAGUUGGCUUCAGCUGUUCUGGAGGCUGUGGAAAAUAAUACUCUAAGCAUUGAACCUGUGGGAUUGCAACCUGUUCGAUUUGUGAAAGCUUCUGCAGUCGAAUGUGGAGGACCAAAAAAAUGUGCUCUUACUGGCCAGAGUAAGUCCUGUAAACACAGAAUUAAAUUAGGGGACUCAAGCAACUAUUAUUAUAUUUCUCCUUUUUGUAGGUACAGGAUCACUUCUGUAUGUAACUUUUUUACAUACAUACGAUAUAUUCAGCAGGGACUUGUGAAACAGCAGGAUGUCGAUCAGAUGUUUUGGGAAGUUAUGCAGUUGAGAAAAGAGAUGUCAUUGGCAAAGCUGGGAUAUUUCAAAGAGGAACUCUGAUGCUCUGCGUGGUACCGUGCAUGAACCUCCCUGAAAAACUGAAAAAUGGCUGAAUAUUUUUAUGGUUACUUGAUAUUUAUUUCCAAGGAGUGGGCCCAAGACUUUUUCCCCCUUUUGCAAAUUACGCUAAGUAGUACCAUGAUUUCUUUUAAAACUGACCUAUGCUGUGUUUGCUUAUUCUUUAGUUGAACGCACUAUAAAAAAUUACAGGCGUACUAGUGAUUGUAAUUUAUAAUUGCAAAAAAAACACCCCACCCCACAACUAAAUAAAUGUUAGAUUGAAAAUGUGUUUUUUUUUUCUCUUCCAGCUUUGACAUGACAUUUAGGGUCAACAAAAUGUAUUAAAUAGUAAUUUUCAAACUGCACAGCAGCCUGUGAGAGGCAAGGAAGAAGUCUAAGUAGACAGGACUCACCUCUGCAUGGCCCCCACUCCCACUAGAAAUGCUCUAUUUUUAUCUGUUUUAUGUGUUGAACAUCGCAAAAAGAUUUUAUUUCAAGAAGGAAUUCUACUGCUGAAAAGUUUGAAAGUUACUGUUUUAAUCAUUCUCUCUGUAAUUUAAAGAAUUCCUUUAUUAUGGUGAUUUGUUAAAUUUAAUAGAUAAAGAGCAGUCAUAGUUUAUCCCAGAGAUGCAUUCUUGAGCAUCUUAAUGUAAUGUGUUCAUAUUUUUAUAUAUUUUGAGCCCUGUAUUGGCACUGGAGGGAUAUAAAGAUAAAUAAGGAGUUUAAUGUGUGCCCAAGGAGGUUUGAGGUGGUAUGAGUUGAAACAGUGGUACAUGGAAAGUAUAUACUGAUCAUAGAACCAAUUGAUCUGUAAGUUGCAAAUUGUAAAACUGACUCAUGGAGAAACUAUUUAUUAAAGUUAUUUAUAAAAGAGGUUCGUGGUAGAAAUAUAUUAAGUAAAGAAAAGCAAAAAGAAGUGAAAAGCCACUUUAAUCUCUCAUCUAGAGAAAGCUAUCAUUAAUAUUUCUUUCAGCUUUCAGAUAUUUUCUACCUAUAUAUACAUAUUUCUGAAACAACAAGUAGAUUCUCUUGCUUUUUUUCUUAACUUAAAUAUUUUUUCCCUGUUUCUAAAUCUAAACAUAUUAAUCACUGUAUGUUGCUUAUGGAAUUUUUAACAUAAUUAUGUUUAGAUGUUGGGGGAUUGUUUUACAUGUGAAUAGAUUAAUUAAGAAUGUGCAAGCUCUAAUUUUAAAGUGCAAAAUAUUGUAAAAUGGCAUAUGCUUUUUAAAAUUUAUAUAAAAAUUAAUAGAAACUGGACAAAUA